Drosophila serrata is the source of this 904-nucleotide messenger RNA. It is a transcript of the gene scpr-C, whose product is annotated as SCP-containing protein C. The record is from RefSeq and is a predicted model, not a curated record. Lineage: Eukaryota; Metazoa; Arthropoda; Insecta; Diptera; Drosophilidae.
AGCAAGCUAAACAAUGGCAAAGACAUUUGGUUUCCUGCUAAUAACUGUUGCUCUGGUUGGUUUCGCCAAUGCAGUCGACUACUGCGCCCUACCUACAUGCCUGGAUAAGCAUAUUGCCUGCAAUAACAAAGGAAACUUUAGUGAAAACUGUGCCAAGGAUGUGCGAGAGGUGAAGAUUGAACCCCACCACAAGCUCAUUCUUACCUUAUUCAAUGAGAUUCGUAACAAAGUUGCUGGAGGUCAAAUAGAAGGCUUACCCAUGGCCAUUCGCAUGGCCAAGAUGUCCUGGUGCGAGGAACUCUCCCAUCUAGCUCUUCUCAAUGUUAAAACCUGUGAGUCUCUGCCGGACAAGUGCCGCAGCACAGAGAGAUUCGCAUAUGCCGGCCAAAACAACGCCAUCUUUAGCUACAGUGGAGCUGAAUCCGAGUACACAGACGCGGAGAUCAUUAAGGAGCAGAUUGAGAACUGGUUUGCCGAACGCUCGAAUGCAUCUCCCGACAUCCUGUCCAACUUCCCCGAAGAGCUGCCCAACAAGAACAUCGCCAAGUUCACCAUUGCCGUCGCUGAGAAGAACACUCAUGUGGGAUGUGCUGCCAUUCGUUUCUCCAAGGAUUUCUAUAACCACUUCGUGCUCACCUGCAACUUCGCCACCUCGAACAUUGUUGGCAAGCCUGUCUACACUCCCGGCGAGAAGUCCACCUCUGGAUGCAAGAACCGCUACGGUGCCGCCUUCGACUACCCCAACCUGUGCUACGCCAAGGAGAUCUAUGACAACGAGAAGAUCGUCGAGGGAACCAAGAUGGUCUAAACAACAAAGGAUAAGAAAUGGCGAAAUGGAAUUCUUAUUUAUAUUAGCUUAUUUAUGUAGACUGUUGAAUAUGGAAUAAAUUCCAGAAAGAAAUAA